AUGUCUCCAAUUAAAUUUAUAUCGUUAAUUAAAGAUAUUAAGGCAUCACACGGAUUAAAAUUUUACACCUUUUUAUUAACCUUUAUAAUAGCAAUACCUCUUUUACAUCUGGUCUUCGUAUUUGAUUUUAUCAAUUACUUAAACUAUCCCAUAAUCAAAAUUAAUAUAAUAUUACCUCAACAUUCAAACGCAUCUACCGUGAAUUAUCAAAACCGACCUCCUGACGGUUAUGUCAUUGACAUAAAUCGGGUUAAUAAACAUUGUGAACCAAUAAAUUAUACCACCGCCGUACUUUAUAAAUAUCCCGUACAAAAUUGUUUGGAUUAUUUGGAUUCAAAACAAGCUGAUUAUUUGGUAAAACCUUCUUCUCCAAAAUAUUGUAAUGAAAAUGAUCCAAUGAUUUUUCAUGUUUAUUGGAGAGGUAAAGAUGCCGAAAAAAUUGCUUUAAUGAUUAAAUCUUUUUUAUACACUCAACCUUUAAGGUGCUCUUGUCUAUAUAUUUGGGUUGACGAAAACUAUGAAGAUCUUCGAUUGAAUAAAAAGAUUUGGCCAUUAAUUCGUUUCUCGGGAAAAAAUUUAUUCUUUAAAAAAUGGAUCACCGAUGAACAAUUGAAUUCCGAUCCUAUUUUUCAUGGUUGGAAGUCUAAGUUAAGUUUAAGUCAAAAUGUUGUUGGAUUUAGUGAUAUAGUACGUUUUGCAUUACUUCAUCGUUAUGGUGGAAUGUACUUGGAUGCUGAUGUACUUUGUCUUAGAGAUAUGAGCCCGAUUUAUAAUUUGAACUUUGACUUUGCUUAUCGUUGGAGUUUUUGGACUCAUUAUAAUACUGCUAUAUUAAGACUUCAUCCUAAUAGUACUAUAGGUAGAACAAUUAUUCAGGAAGCGAUGUUGAGCAAUAUGGAUUUUCAUCCGAUGUCGAUUAAAGAAUACAUUAUAAAGGAUAGGUCCAAAUCAAUAACUAUUCAAGAUUUGAAUCAGCAUCUUUAUAUGAUGCCGGUAAUUUUAUUUGAUCCUUUAUGGUUAAAAGUUGAUUUAACCAUUGUAAAUCAAAUAUUAAGACCAAAUCUGAACGUUUUUUUGGAUGUAUUUAAACCUUAUGUUUUGGAUUAUGAAUUUCCGGCAAGCUUGGUUAGAAAAAUGAACAAUGAUCCAUUGAAGUUGAGGCAUAAACAUCAGUUUUUUAGAGGUGCUUUCACUUAUCAUUGGCACAACAACUGGCGUAGGUCAAUUGAUCCUGGAUCUUGGCUUGGUGUGUUGGAAAGCGCUUAUGAUGCGUUUAUAGAAGGUAGAGGUUCAAAUAUGUAUAAUGAACAUUUGUCUUUUGUUAAAAAAAAAUUGCUGUAA
Dentiscutata erythropus is the source of this 1341-nucleotide messenger RNA. NCBI's taxonomy places the organism in Eukaryota, Fungi, Glomeromycota, Glomeromycetes, Diversisporales, Gigasporaceae. The record is from the annotation of a GenBank genome assembly.